Messenger RNA from Funneliformis geosporum, 197 nucleotides. The record is from the annotation of a GenBank genome assembly. Lineage: Eukaryota; Fungi; Glomeromycota; Glomeromycetes; Glomerales; Glomeraceae.
ACCAAAUAAAUGUUCUAGAUGAACUUGAUUAUACUGGAAUUAGCUUAGAUAAGAAACAACAAACUAGUGAAAAUCUUGAUAAAAUGGUUGAUAACCAUUAUUAUAUUAUGAGUUCUUCGGCAAACAACAAAACCAUGUUGCAUCUUACGCAAAAGCAGACUUGUGAACUGAAGAUCAAGCUUUUUGCUUUUUGGAGG